GCACGAUAUAUGAAAGACCUCUUCUCGCUUGCAACUCGUCCUUCUGAUCGUCUCACUCACAUCACCACCACCAACACGACCCAUGGCUCAAGCAUCACCUGCUCAAGUCCUUCCCCCAGGCGCGGGCUGGGCCGUCGUCGUCGCCCUCGCCGUUGGAUUCUCCGGCCUCAUGCUUGCCAUCAUCUUCGUGCAGCGCCGCUACAGUGGUCUCACCAACGACAAUGAAGAGUUCUCCUCCGCAUCACGCUCCGUCAAGCCUGGACUCGUAGCAGCCGGCAUCGUGUCAGCAUGGACGUGGAGUGCGACAUUGCUGCAGAGCGCGGCAACGGGUUACAAGUUCGGCAUCGCUGGACCUCUCGCCUACGCAGCAGGCGCCACAGUUCAAGUUCUCCUCUUCGCCGUCAUUGCAUCGAACCUCAAGCUCAAUGCCCCCUUCGUCAAUACGUUCCUCCAAGUCGUCCGAGUGCGAUGGGGCAAGCCGCUUCACAUCCUCCUCACCACCUUCUCUCUGGCCACAAAUGUCCUCGUCAGCUCCAUGCUCAUCCUUGGAGGCUCAUCAACCGUCAAUCAGCUCACGGGCAUGCCAGUCCUCGCUGCCGUCUGGCUCACGCCCAUCGGUAUCGCAGGCUACGUUCUGAUCGGCGGGCUGCGCUCCUCACUCAUCGCCGACUACACACACACGGCCGUCCUCGUCGCUCUCAUCCUCGCUUUUGCAUUCACUGUAUACGCCGCCUCGCCCAAGAUCGGCUCUUUCUCCCGCAUGGCUGAGCUCCUUGAGCUGGCACCUAAAGUAGAUGGCAACGCCGCGGGCUCCUACCUGACCAUGCGCUCCAAGCCAGGCCUGCUUUUCGGAAUCAUCAACGUGCUCGGCAACUUUGCAGCGGUCUUCGGCGACCAAAGCUACGCGCAGCGGGCCAUUGCAGUGAAGGGUGACCAAGCAACGAAAGGCUUCAUUCUCGGUGGACUGGCCUGGACAGCCAUCCCGCUCGGCAUUGCGACCAGUCUUGGACUCGCAGCGAGGGCUCUGACGGGCCAAGACCCGGAGAUGGCGGUCCUGACGGCUGAACAGGUAUCCCAAGGUCUGCCCGCACCGGCUGCGGCGGCCGCUCUUCUGGGCAAGUCCGGCGCCGUCAUGAUGCUAGUCUUGCUCUUCCUUGCAGUCACUUCUGCUUCAGCGGCCCAAUUGGUGGCGGUGAGCAGCGUCCUCUCUUACGACGUCUACCAGCCCUACAUCAACCCCGCCGCAACCUCCCGCCAGCUCUUCUUCGUUUCGCACGCGGGCAUCGUGGCAUGGGCUCUGGCCAUGAGCGCCUUUGGUACCAUCUUCAACUACGCGACCAUCUCCAUGGGAUGGCUCUACGUGGCGAUGGGCAUCCUAGUUGGUCCCAGCGUCGUCUCCAUCUUUUGCUGCACGACCUGGUCGAAAGCCAACCGCACCUCUUGCUUUGUUGCGCCGAUCGUGGCCGAGAUCGUCGCCAUCGCCGUCUGGCUGGGCUCUGCCAAAGGCCUCGAAGGCGAAGUCACCAUCACGAGCACGUCAGCCGAUUACCCACUAGUCGCAGGCAACCUUGUCGCUGUCCUCCUUCCCGCUCUCAUCAUCGUGCCGUGGAGCCUUUGGAAGCCCGAGGCGUAUGACUGGGAGGCCACGCGAAGCAUCAAUGCUCCGUGGAGGAAUGAGGCAGCCCCUUCAUCCUUGACCUCGUCGUCUGAAAAGAUUGGGGACGGUGACAAGGACAAGAUCAGCAUGCCGCGGGGCGACGACACAGCGGUCGCUACCCUGGAAUACGACCGCCUCGCUACUUUGCGUGCGGCCGGCCUCGACCCACAGGCGCUCGUUGCCUCCCGUCGCCUAGCUGUGCGCACUGCGCUCCUCCUUAGCUUCAUUCUAUUGAUCCUCGUUCCUGCCAUGGCGUGCAUCCCGCGCACCUUUUCACACGCUGGAUUUGCGGCGUGGGGCAGCAUCAUCAUCGGCUGGCUCUUCGUCACAGCCUUCAUUGUCGUCGUUUACCCUGUGUGGGAGAGUCGCGAGUCUCUGGGCGCGGUGAUCAAGGGUGUUGUCAAGGACCUGACCGGGAAUACCUAAGCGUGGCAUCCAAAUGUAAAGCAUCGUCUCAGAUCUCGUCGUCC
Molecule: messenger RNA, 2127 nt
Organism: Jaminaea rosea
Lineage: Eukaryota; Fungi; Basidiomycota; Exobasidiomycetes; Microstromatales
Product: putative DUR3-urea permease
Exons: 2
Coding region: 83-2083 (666 amino acids)
Biological process (GO): urea transmembrane transport
Cellular component (GO): plasma membrane
Molecular function (GO): urea transmembrane transporter activity
Source: RefSeq, a predicted model, not a curated record